Messenger RNA from Rhinichthys klamathensis goyatoka, 1750 nucleotides. RefSeq names its product zinc finger DHHC-type palmitoyltransferase 18a (gene zdhhc18a). The record is from RefSeq and is a predicted model, not a curated record. Gene Ontology annotation, molecular function: protein-cysteine S-palmitoyltransferase activity. NCBI's taxonomy places the organism in Eukaryota, Metazoa, Chordata, Actinopteri, Cypriniformes, Leuciscidae. Gene Ontology annotation, biological process: protein targeting to membrane; peptidyl-L-cysteine S-palmitoylation. Bases 174 to 1574 code for a protein of 466 amino acids. The transcript has 9 exons. Gene Ontology annotation, cellular component: endoplasmic reticulum; Golgi apparatus.
ACUGUAUCUUUAGUAAUAUGUGGCGGAGCUUCAAAACUGAUACAUAGUUUCGAUCUAGCUUCCUCUUUGUUAGGGCUUGGUUUGUAACAAGUUAACUUAACCUGUUCUUAAGGUUACGUUAACGUUACAUCUAUACUCUCCGAACUCUAGACCGUCAGUUACAUUUUCUGAAAAUGAAAAACUGUGAGUAUCAACAAAUAGACCCACGAGCGCUCAGAACAUCAACCACCCGAACGUCCUCCACCCUGCCCUGUGGGAGGAAAAGCUCCCAGCGCCUGCGGAGAAAAUGGGAGAUUUUCCCUGGGAAAAAUCGCUUCUACUGUGAUGGUCGUAUUAUGUUGGCCAGGCAGUGUGGUGUGCUCCCGCUGACCAUCGUCCUUAUUGUCAUCACCAGUGGCUUAUUCUUCACAUUUGAUUGCCCCUUUCUGGUGCAUCACCUCACUAUCUUCAUUCCAGUAAUCGGUGGGGUUUUAUUUGUAUUUGUCAUCUUCACCCUCCUUCAAACCAGUUUUACAGACCCAGGGAUCUUACCCAGGGCUUUGCCGGAUGAGGCUGCGGACAUAGAGAGACAGAUUGAUAAUUCUGGAUCUUCAACAUACCGUCCACCUCCCCGCACUAAAGAGAUACUUAUAAAUGACCAGGUGGUAAAGCUUAAAUAUUGUUUCACAUGCAAGAUGUUCCGUCCGCCCCGGACAUCCCACUGCAGCCUGUGUGACAACUGUGUCGAGCGGUUCGACCAUCACUGUCCUUGGGUCGGGAACUGUGUUGGAAAGCGCAACUAUCGCUUUUUUUAUGCCUUCAUAGUGUCACUAUCAUUUCUGACCUCCUUUAUCUUUGGCUGUGUGAUUACUCACCUCACUUUACGAUCACAAGUUGGAGGCGGUAUCAUCCAGGCAAUACAGGACAGGCCAGCCAGUGUUGUGGAGCUGGUCAUUUGCUUCUUCUCCAUCUGGUCCAUUCUGGGUCUGUCAGGUUUCCAUACUUAUCUUGUGGCCUCCAACCUCACAACCAACGAAGAUAUCAAAGGCUCUUGGUCCAGUAAAAGAGGUGAAGAUUCAGGGAAUCCAUACACCUAUAACAACAUCUUCACAAACUGUUGUGUGGUGCUGUGUGGGCCAAUGCCACCCAGCUUGAUUGACAGAAGAGGCUUUUUACCUCCAGAUGACGCACCUCAAACGGUGACCUCUGAUGCUGAGCUCCCUCCUUUCAUGGCCAAGAAUGACACAAACAUGUGCACACAGGGCACAAAGGAGUUUAUAGAAUCAAUGGCACACUCUACAGUGAUCCAGAGCACCUGCACUCCAGGCACACCCAAAACUGCCCCGGUUACCCGAGAGAGUCCACUAAGUACCGUCUCCAUCAUGGUCUCUCCCCCCAGCAAGCCUUCUACCGGCUGCUCAGGCCGCCAGGCCCGACGCCCCACAGACAUGCCUUGCCCGCAGAGAGGGAACAAACGAGCUGCUCUUCACACACACAAACCCGUGUUGCGUCUACCCAGCCCCCCGUACUCCCUCGGCCACAGUCCGCUCAUUUUUAGUGACGCUCCCGACAUGGGCUUUAUCCCACUGAACUGAGCGCAGUAUCUCUGCCACCAGCAGCCUUGUGCAAAUAUUCUCCUCUCUGUUAUCACUUUGAGAACAGCAACACACCUUUUAAGAAACUGUGACGUACUAUACUCAGGAUCCUCUCAGGAAACAUGCCAUCUUUCAACAAAUGAGAAUAAGCCUGGAUCUUUUUUUUUUUUUUUUUU